Molecule: messenger RNA, 823 nt
Organism: Sphaeramia orbicularis (orbiculate cardinalfish)
Lineage: Eukaryota; Metazoa; Chordata; Actinopteri; Kurtiformes; Apogonidae
Product: nebulette-like
Exons: 3
Coding region: 216-557 (113 amino acids)
Biological process (GO): cardiac muscle thin filament assembly
Cellular component (GO): Z disc
Molecular function (GO): actin filament binding
Source: RefSeq, a predicted model, not a curated record
AGUAUUCAGGCUGAUAGUCAGUUUUGGUUAGAUUUGUUCGACUAGUAGAAGCAGAAGGCAGAAUAUCCAGUCUUACACCUGUGGUUAUAAAUCUGAUGCUGUCGGUCAAACCUGACGUUGUCCUCCUUUGAAGCUCUUAGUCGACUUCUUGGUCCGUUCAGGUCCGGUACAGAGAGGACGUGGGCCGAGGCACCGCCGUCACGGACACGCCUGAGAUGGAACGAGUCCGACGCAACCAGGAGAACAUCAGCUCAGUUAAAUACAAGCAGAGCGCGGCGAAGGCCACCAGCGUCAGCCUGACUCCUGAACUGGAGAGAAUCCGGCAGAACCAGGAUAACAUCAGCUCGGUGAAAUACCAACGCGGGCUGCAGGAGAUCAGGGGGCGGAGCUGCACCGAGCUGGACACGCCCGAGUACAGGCGUGUGCGCAAGUCUCAGGACUUCGUCUCUACGGUAGCAGCCCGGUUGCCGUGGCCCCCGCCAGGGCUGUGGGAGGAGCUAACACGAGUGAUGUGGCACCGUGGUUUGGACCGCAGCACUGGUACUAACAUCACAUGACGGCGUGGGGAACAGAGACAUGUGUUCACCCGAGGUCCACGUUAACUCCUGGGGCAGAUUUAGCUCGUCUAGAGUGAGGUCAUUAUUGGCGUGUGCAGCGCUGUAAUGCAGUUAAUACAACACUGCAUUAACCCUCUGUUGUCCCGCCCAGAGAGGCCCUUACUGACCAAUGACAGCGCGUUAUCUGCACAGCGCUGUAGUAAUGUCAAUAUAUUCUUCAUACAGUUUCUUACACUUUUUUUUUACACUUUAAAUGAUGAAAUUAU